AUGUCCUCUCCUCCCCGAGAUAUACCAACGUCUGACCUCGAAGAUGUCGAAAUGCAGGAGGGCGAUGUUGGGGAAACAUUUCCGGAUGCGCCUCCUGCUCAGCCUCUUUUUUUCGCGGGGACACCAUCGUCAGCCGGAACACCAGCGCGUCGACGCGACGUGCCGGCCACACCAUCGGGAAUUAUGGCGCGGAGAGCCGUAGGAAUGAGUACACCACGGAAGAGGACACCAUUAUUUGCAGGAACUUCGUCACCUCUGCCAUUUCCAAGUUCUUCCCCCGUGAAAACUCGGACUCCAGCCCGGAAUGCGAGGCUGGACUUUAACGCACCAGGCUCGGAGCCAGAUUCGGAGCCUCUCGAAUUUCCUUCGAGCCCCGCCGUGGCUACACCCAAGAACCGUCGUGGGGACAUUCACUCAUCUCUCAGCAUCACGCCUACGGUCGCCGCUCACCGUCCUCGCAAACCCACCCAUUUGCCUAUCGAUGACCUGAACUCUGACGGCACGCGUCUAUCGCUGCCGCCUUCGUCUGCGCCUGCGCUCUCGGCUCCGACGGUGCCAUCGGACGAACCAGACGAGAUUCGCGCGAUCUGGGGGACGACGGUGAACAUCAGUGAGACGAUGCAGACGUUCCGCGGAUUCUUGCUUGGGUUCAAGAUCAAGUACCGGGUGGCGCACGACCGGGAUCGCGGGGUCCCCACGCGGGUGAUGGCUUUGCCUGAGGAAGGUGAAGCCACGCUUUACGUGACGUACCUACGGCGGAUGCGGCAGACGGGGGAGACGAACCUGAACUUGGACAUGGUGAACCUGAGUGCAUACCCGCCGAGCCGGAAGCUAUAUGGGCAGUUAGUCAAAUAUCCGCAGGAGGUAGUGCCGGCGAUGGACCAGGUAUUGAAGGACUUGAUGCUCGAGGUCGCGGAGGAGGACCAGCAUGCGGGGUUGGAUGGCAUGCGAGGCCAGGAGGGCGAGGAAGAGAUUGCGGAGAUCAUGGGCAAAGUAUACAAGAUUCGGCCGUUCGGCAUGCCCUCUGUCAACAUGCGCGAUCUGAACCCAGCCGAUACGGAUAAACUGGUGUGCAUCAAAGGUCUGGUCAUCCGUGCCACGCCGGUGAUACCAGACAUGAAGGUCGCGUUCUUUCGUUGCCUGAAGUGCAACCACACGGUGCAAGUGGAGAUCGAUCGGGGCAAGAUUGACGAGCCAUCGCACUGCCCACGCGACGUUUGUGCAUCUGUUGGGACGAUGUCACUGGUACACAACCGGUGCGAAUUCGCAGACAGGCAGGUGAUCCGCCUGCAGGAGACUCCGGAUGCGGUACCCGACGGCCAGACACCGCACACCGUCUCGCUGAGCGUGUACGACGAGCUCGUCGACGUCUCGAAGCCCGGAGACCGGCUCGUCGUCACUGGUAUUUUCAGAAGCGUGCCGGUGCGGGUGAACCCGCGCCAGCGCACCAUCAAGAGUUUGUUCAAGACGUUCCUGGAUGUCGUGCACGUACGGAUCGGCAGCAGCGACAGACUGGGGCUCGACAAAAGCACCAGGCCUGCCGGCGGGGACCACGUGCCGGGCGUCGGUGGCGUCGGCGGUGCAGAGGACGAAGGUGAGGAAGACAGUGCCGAUAGAGAAAGGCGAUUGUCAAAGAGGGAAGAGAUGGAAGCCCAGCUGAGGGAACUCAGUCAGCGGCCAGACGUGUAUGACCUUUUAGCGCGGUCGCUUGCUCCGUCGAUCUGGGCAAUGGACGACGUCAAAAAGGGCAUUCUGUUGCAACUCUUCGGCGGUACGAACAAAAGCAUUGCAAGGGGUGGGGGUGCCGGCGGCCCUCGAUAUCGUGGAGACAUCAAUGUCUUGCUGGUCGGUGAUCCUGGUACUAGUAAAUCACAAAUUUUGCAGUAUGUCCACAAGAUCGCACCACGUGGAGUCUACACGUCUGGUAAAGGUUCUUCUGCUGUGGGUCUGACGGCAUAUGUCACUCGAGAUCCUGACUCCAAACAGCUCGUGUUGGAGAGUGGAGCUCUGGUCUUGAGUGACGGAGGAGUCUGCUGCAUUGAUGAAUUUGACAAGAUGUCAGACGCGACUCGGAGUGUUUUGCACGAAGUCAUGGAACAACAAACUGUCUCCAUAGCGAAGGCAGGGAUCAUCACCACGCUGAACGCACGAACAUCCAUUCUUGCUGCUGCGAAUCCCGUAGGCUCCAGAUAUAACAUGAAUGCCACCAUCACGAGCAAUAUAGAUUUACCACCAACCCUCAUCUCUCGUUUCGACCUCCUUUAUCUCGUUCUUGAUCAAGUUGACGAGACCAUUGAUAGGAAGCUAGCGCAGCAUCUCGUAAGCUUGUACCUUGAGGAUGCCCCGGAGACUGGUGGUCAGGAUAUCUUGCCACUCGACCAACUCUCCGCCUACAUCACCUACGCCCGCUCGCGCAUGAAUCCAUCUAUCACCGAGGCAGCGUCGGAAGAGCUCGUUCGCUGCUAUGUCACCUUACGGAAGGCAGGUGAAGACCCCCGCUCGAACGAGAAACGCAUCACGGCGACGACGCGUCAGCUGGAAAGCAUGAUCCGGCUAUCAGAAGCACACGCGCGGAUGCGUUUCUCGCCGCUCGUCGAGCUGGAGGACGUGAAGGAGGCGUACCGGCUCAUGCGUGAGGCGAUCAACACGAGUGCGCGCGACCCGACAACUGGCGAGAUCGACAUGGGCCUCCUGGAUACGGGCAUCGGCCGGCAGCAGCGAAAGAUGCGGGGCGAUAUGCGCAAGGCAAUGCUCAGCAUGCUGGACGGCCACGGGGGAACACGUGGCGUCAGGUGGAUGGAUGGGCUCAAGCAACUGGAGGACCAGAGUAGCAUCAAGGUCAGCACGGCUGAAUUCCAGCAGGUCAUCAGGGAGCUGGAGCAGGAAGGUCUGGUGAAGGUCGUAGGUGAGCGCGAGAGGAGGAUGAUCCGGAGAGCGGAAGGUGCUUAG
Molecule: messenger RNA, 2949 nt
Organism: Sparassis crispa
Lineage: Eukaryota; Fungi; Basidiomycota; Agaricomycetes; Polyporales; Sparassidaceae
Product: DNA replication licensing factor mcm4
Exons: 8
Coding region: 1-2949 (982 amino acids)
Biological process (GO): mitotic DNA replication initiation; double-strand break repair via break-induced replication; DNA replication
Cellular component (GO): nucleus; MCM complex
Molecular function (GO): single-stranded DNA helicase activity; ATP binding; single-stranded DNA binding
Source: RefSeq, a predicted model, not a curated record